GUGGAGUUGCCCUUGGAGGCGGCACCGGCCCUGGGCCCGAGGCCCGCCGCGCCCUAUCGGGCCCGAGUCGAGUGGCCCCGCGGAGCCGGCGCGCUCCCGCCUGCAGGGGGAGGGCGGACGGGGCGCGGGGACCGGCCAGGCCGCGGCAGGCGCUGUUUCUCUUUCACUUUCCUUCCCUCUGAGGCUGGCGCGCUGGCGGCGAGGAGCGGUGGUGGCGGCAGCCGCGGGAUAUGGGAAAGCAGAACCACCAAAAGGAGUGAUGACCAGUGAUCUCAUGAGAAGUCUGGAUGUUAGUUCUCAUGCCUCAGGACAUCCAGUUGGGAACUCCACACCAGCUCCUGGGAUCAGACUUUCAUUCACUUAAUACCCCUGUUUGCCUGAACUACUAGAGCCAGUCCUAGCUAACCACGAAUGGCUACCCAGAGGAAACACUUGGUGAAAGAUUUCAAUCCUUACAUCACUUGCUAUAUCUGUAAAGGGUAUCUGAUCAAGCCAACUACAGUGACGGAAUGCCUCCAUACCUUCUGUAAGACUUGUAUUGUCCAGCACUUUGAAGACAGCAAUGAUUGUCCAAGGUGUGGCAACCAGGUUCAUGAGACAAACCCGUUAGAAAUGUUGAGGUUGGAUAACACAUUAGAGGAAAUUAUAUUUAAGUUGGUCCCUGGACUACGAGAACAAGAACUUGAGCGUGAGUCUGAAUUUUGGAAGAAAAACAAGCCUCAAGAAAAUGGACAAGAUGAUACUUCGAAAGUUGACAAACCUAAAGUAGAUGAAGAAGGUGAUGAAAAUCAAGAUGAUAAAGACUAUCACAGAAGUGACCCACAAAUUGCUAUAUGUCUAGAUUGUUUACGAAAUAAUGGACAAUCAGGGGACAAUGUAGUAAAGGGUUUAAUGAAGAAAUUCAUUCGGUGUUCUACACGUGUAACUGUGGGAACGAUUAAAAAAUUUCUAAGUUUAAAACUAAAACUUCCAAGUUCUUAUGAGUUGGAUGUGCUGUGCAAUGGUGAAAUUAUGGGGAAGGAUCAUACUAUGGAGUUCAUCUACAUGACAAGAUGGCGACUAAGAGGCGAAAACUUUCGGUGUCUGAACUGCUCAGCUUCGCAAGUCUGCCCUCAGGAUGGCCCUUUGUAUCAGUCAUACCCCAUGGUAUUGCAGUAUCGACCAAGAAUUGAUUUUGGUUAGACCACGGGGCCUAGAUCCCACUGAAUGAAUCCUGCACUACGUGUUUACUCAUCGACAGACUGCACAGUGAACGGUGUGUGGACUGGAGGGACACAACCAGAUUUUCAGCAUGCGAAUAAGGCCAUUGUCUGUCUCUAAAUUGUCAGUUACAUUUUUGUUGUUUCUAUUAAGAGCAAACCAAGUGCCAUUCUGCUACUGAACCAUCUGCAUAAGGUAUCUGUGCUGUCUCACAGUGUACAAUACAAGUCAUGGUUGAAAUCAGUUAGGUGUGCAGCCACGAUCCAGCCUUCUGAAUAUUUUGCUUGCCUGUUCCAAGAUUGUUCUAAUGUUUGAUUACACUAGUAAUAUGGCUCAAUCUUUGUGGUGUUGCAGUUUUCACAUACUUACUAUUUGAUUAAUUCUUGUUUAAAUAGAGUACUGUACAAGGAACUAAUAAUUAUUAUAUCUUGAAAUUAUUUUGUAUGGGAAAUAUAUUUAGAAAAGUGGUCCUUGAGCCACUGUCCUGUUCUCAGUACGCUUUUUGUGUGCAAAAUAGUUCACUCUUGAGUGUGCAAGUCCUUUGGGGAAGAAUUCCAGUUGUUCUUUACAUUAGAGCACAUUAUAAUUGUAGGCAUUUUGAGUCAUCUGUCUGUGUAGCCUACCAGUCGCACAGGGAGGGCCUGUUCACCCUUCCAGAAAACGUAUGUGACUUCUUGGAGAGCUGAAGUGAGAUUCACAACCAUUUGAAAUGUUGGCAGCUGAUCACAUUUACUUCUAACAAAAUUAAUGUGUAAGUGAGGUUAAUCUUUCAUAAUGCCUUAUGACGAGCGGGUGCUGCCUCAUGAAAUGUCAUCGCCAUCGUGUAGCCCACUUUAUGUGUGCAUUGUUAUACUGUGGCUCUUAUCUAAUGAAGUACAUUGUUUCCCUUUUUCAGUUGGCCUUAGGUGUGUGUCACUGUGGCAUGCAGAAGGUUAUGAUGAUUUAUUAGGAUUUUUAGAGCAGGUAACAUUAGCUAUUUUAUGGAUUUCAAAAAUCUCAAAGCAAUUGUAGAUUAAAACUGUUAGUAACCUGUCACAUUUCCAAACCAUACGUAUAAAAUAGACAGAAUGCAGUGUAAUAGAUAAAUAUGCUAACCAGAAUUAAUGGUUUGAGGAUAUUUCAUUUUAGAUCCUGUAGUAAUCAGGGGGAAAUGGGAUUAUAUUGUUUUAUACAUAAGUUCUUUAAGGUCAGAGCUAUGAUAAUGUCCUUGAUUUUGCAUUUUUUUUUUAAGUCUUCCACUCAUUUUGAGACGAGUCUGCAAGUCAAAAAAAGUCUUGUCACCUUAAAUUAUAUGAAGAAAUUCAUUUUAAACCUCUUAACAUUUGCAUUAUUUUUCAUAAACUUCUUUGGAAAUUAAGUUUUACUAAUUGCUUUGAAACUUAGGCCUAUUUCCUCAGUUUCAAAUUUAACCUCUGAAAUACUUAGGAAGUAAUCUUGAAAGUUAGGAAAAAAUAUUUGUUCUAGAAAUCUGACAUGAGCACAAUCUGUGUGUUACACACAUAGUUUUUAUACUGUAUACAUAGUAGAUGUGCUACAUUUUCCAGUAAAAUGUAUCACAAGGUAAUGCCUUCUGAAUCUCAAAAUGCUUCUUAGAAAUAAAACAGUGUACGACCCAAGAAACACAUACAAAAUACAGCUAAAUCUUGAUGCAUUUCACAAUAUAAAAGGCUGAAACGUCAUAAUUAUCUUUUCCUUAUACCUUUGUUUUAAGUCAAAAAGUCUAAAGUUUUCUGUUGUUUUUGGCCUGACUUGUGAAAAAGGUUAUGGCAAUACUUUUAAAAUUUCACUUUGUUAGACUGUGUUUGUGCUUGGAGGGGCUCACAGAGAGAAUUUAAAAGGCAGAUUUUUGUUAACUCUUUAAAAAUGGUUGGCACAGACCGUUACCCUAAACCAGAAACUGAAUUUACUCCCCAGCUACAGAAAUUAUUUUGCUACGCUGUCAAAUGCAGUUCCCUGACAUCCCUAAGAAAUUUUUAGAUUUCUUGUAAACUUGUCACAUCUAGGUCAGUGAUUACUUAUGGAAGCUGAUUUUAAUUAACUUAAAAUAAUUUGAGAGUGCAUUUUAAAAACCACAAAUGAGACCUGGAUGUUUUUGGGUCCCCAGACAAAACUCGCAGCCUUAAAUGAGUUUUAUAUACAUGAUCUCAUUAAAUUUGGCUUGUUGCCUCAUCUUAUGUAGUGUCACUGUUUUCCAAGGAAAUAAAUAGGAAGCAAUUAUGGAAUUGAGAAUACUUUUAUAUAAAAUUCCUUUAUUUAAUGUUAAUAUAUUAACACUUUUAUUGAAAUGCAAUGGAAUAUGUGCCAAAACAUGUGAAAACCUUGCAUAAAGAAGGGCAUCAGUUAUAUGGGGAAAGGUACACGUUUUAUGAUGGUCCUGAGUAAUGUGGUAUUACUAUUAGAACCACAGACUUCUUCAUAUAUAUUCAACUAUGGUUUUCUAAGUAUGGGACUACUUUCAUGUCUAGUAAUACACUAAUCCCUAGUUAAUUAUCCUGAGUCAGGUUGUGGAAUUUGUAAGAAACGAGGUAUAGAAAAAUUUACAGGCAAAAAUAUACAGGUGGUUAGUUUUACAAACUUGGGGUGCUAAUAAGAUAAACUCCUUAUACAAAUAGCCUAUAGGAAUAAUCGUCUGAAUCUGCAAAAUUGGAGAACUAAAUUUUUUCUUUAAUCUCUUGUUUCUUAAGCAACAAACUGAAAGAACUUUACUUCCAUAAAGGAUUUUGUAAUCUGUUUUCUCUGCUUUAGAUAUCAUAGAUGUACAAGGGUCAAGGAACCUUGGAUCUAAGGAAGGCCUGUGCUUUAUUUAUAGAUAUCACUUUAACAGAAGUAAUCACAUUAGUUAAUAGAAAAAUCCAAAUAUGGCCGUUUCUCCAGAUUAACAGAAUACUUUUAGGUAUAAAAACAAAUAAACUAAAAGAUUCACUGAUGAGGUAGUAUUAGGUCAUUCAGUCUGAGGUCCAGGUACCUUGGGGUGAUGUCUUUUAACUACUUUUAGAAAAGUAUUUUUCUUUAUUCAUUAAAAAUCUGUCCCAUAUUAAUAUGCCACAUUUUAUAAAUGUAAUGAGUUUGCUCAACUAUGUGUAACUUAAAAUGAUUCUUUAAGGGAAAAAAAGUAUGUUAUAUAAUAUUGUGAACUGUUUAGCUUUAUUGAACUAUUUAAGAGAAAGUGCCUCAUUGCUAAAGUGCAUUUCUGUUUUAGAUUUACUGCAUAAAUUUUGAGUUUUCUGUCCCUGUCUCUUAUCAAUGGUUUUGUAUCUAAAUAGGCUCUUGUAAGUUAGAAUAAUCUCUUUUUGAAAGAUUUUCAUAAGAAAAUAGUUAUCACCAAAGACAUUUUACUGUUAAUAACCAUGUUAGAGAGACAGUUUAACUGUUUGGAGGUUGGAAAUUUUUAGACUGCAAGUUACUUUUAUAUAAUUAGGCAAUAACCUUGAGUAAUUGCUAAAAUAUCACCAAAGAAAGGCUUUAAACUUAAUUUUCAUGGUAAGAUCAAUCAAAUGCAGGUUUUUCUUGCAAUAAUCAGAACAUACUUCCUUUCAGCUAUGUUUCUUGUUUUUCCAGCACCAUCUGACAGAUCUUAGGAAAUCCUCAAAGGUGAAAAAGAGAUUAACACAACAAAUAGCCUCCCUCUGGAUGAAAAGUGGGAGAAAUACAUACUUUGAAAAGAAAAUUGAAAUUGAGAUUUUAAAUUCUAAUUUGAGAAGCUUUUUAUUCCAUGGAGGUGAUACAGACUAAAAUUAUACUUAUUUAGUUCCUGGGUUCUUAGUAAUGUGAGAAAUUUUAUUAAAGACAGACUUUGGUAAAAGUGCGGACAUGCUUACUUGUAAUAGAAAAUAGUGCAUUCUGUUGGAUUCACAUAAGUAAAUGCAUUUUCUGUACUCAAAAGCAGAAUUUUCCUAAAGGCCUGUGGUUUUUUUUAAAGUAACUCUUUGUCUUGUUUCUCAGCAAUGACUUUGUUUUUAGAAUCUAGCCAUGCAGCCAAAUUCGGCAAGAUAAGCCCCAGAUGAAGAGCAUAUACACCAGGUUAAGCCCUGUCCUCACACCGAUCUUUUGGGGAGCCCAUGCUGUGGGCCACCUCAAGUAAAGCUCACAUUAUGAAGUCUUCCUGACAGGCCACCUGGUAAACCGCAUUGGAUCGGAUAAAGAUGGAUGCACUCCAUUAUAUACUCUGGUUUACCAUAAGGAAUUUUCCAGCAGGCUGUGCUUUAUACCAGUGAGAUAUAGAUAUUGGUCGUGGGAAUUACAAAAAUGAGUGAGUUUGCCAUAACUUUAAUUUUCUGGGUUAGAAACAUGAAAUGCUAUUAUUUUAAGAUAUAUACCUAUCCCUACAAUAAGGAAUAUAACAUGUCUGCCAGAUCUGGUUUAUAAAAAAUUGAAAAAUAUUAAAUAUACUAGAAACUCAAAUUCUUUGAAAGCACAAAAUAACCAACUAAUUCUGGAUUUACUUGAUAUACCUAGUUCGAUAGUAUUUUGUUGAAAAAAGUUCAGAUUGAAAGUUCAUUAAAAUGUACUCAAAUAUACAUCACAGGGUUUUCAUAGUUUUUUCUUAAAACAGUGGCAUUUUCCCAAAUAAUUUAAAAGUGAUUCUCUUCCUAAUGUAAUGUAGUUUUCACAAGUAGUGUGUUUAUUUGCUAUCCUUACUGUAUUUUCAAAUAGAAUUAAAAUGCUCGAGCACUUCCUUUUCAGAAAGUUACAAAAUUAAACAAAAAUAAAUUAUUUUAAAUGCUCAUUAGAAUGUGUCCGAACACUUGUUAUGCCCCUUUCUCUAGGAUUCAAAACUUGAGUCAUUAUUCAGAAAUGCUUUUUAAUUUUAAUUACCUUUAAAUCUAGAAUCAAGUGAAACAUAUUAAAUACUGGGUCCAGUUUUCUUCCAUCGUUCAGAGCUUCAUGGAAUAAGAAACUAAUCUAGUACAAACUGAAGAUUAAAUAUUUCUGGGCAGUGCAGAGAUAGUGAAUAGAUUAUGUAUCCGUCGACUUCACAUCAGUCCGGCAGAGCAGGAGUCCUGCACAUUCGAAAUGGAAUGGGAUCAGCCUAACGUUGUUUGGGGUUGGUUUUCUUUCGCUGUAUUUUUUUGAGUGGGGAUGGGGGCCCAAAGUGUCCUUAUGAAGCUGUGGUCGGCAAGAGCUUGUGGGGGGAGCACCAGUGUUGUGCUGCGUUCCUGCAUCUGGCAGCACAACAGCAAGACCAGUUUUUAAUAGAGUAGCCCUCACACUAAAUAAACCCAUCAUAGACUAUGUUGUACAGUUAUGUUGCUAAUUUUCCUUUGAAAUAUAAAAUAUUUUAAGUUUUUUUUUUUUUUUUUGGUCAAAAGUGGUAACAUCUUAAUACAAAUAAAAACCUUUUUGUGGUUGUAAGAUUUAGCUUAUAAAUCAUUCAAAUUGAAGUGAAAGAUUACCAGGUCAUUGUUAAUGACUUAGUCUAUUAAGAAUAUAUGUAUUUUUGUAAAGGAAAAGCACUUGUAGAUAUUUAAUCAGUACUAUAUGUCUGUUUUGCAGAAAUACAAUGCUGCUUAGAGAUUCUCUUUAAAUAUUUUUUAUUUUUGUGCUCAACUGUAUUUUCUGUUGAUCUAUGGAAUGUUCUGUACAAAGCUGUAUGGUUGUACUGGUUGGGCUAGACACUUUUGUUUUUUAAGAUCUGGACUUAGCCAAGUAUAUUUGACCAUGUUAAAAAUAGUAUCUUUGUUAUUAAAAUUUUGAUUGCAUAAUUUA
This is a messenger RNA of Delphinapterus leucas (beluga whale), 6906 nucleotides long. The record is from RefSeq and is a predicted model, not a curated record. Lineage: Eukaryota; Metazoa; Chordata; Mammalia; Artiodactyla; Monodontidae.